Neocloeon triangulifer is the source of this 3092-nucleotide messenger RNA. Its product is annotated as RNA-binding protein 25-like. The record is from RefSeq and is a predicted model, not a curated record. Gene Ontology annotation, cellular component: spliceosomal complex. The transcript is spliced from 17 exons. NCBI's taxonomy places the organism in Eukaryota, Metazoa, Arthropoda, Insecta, Ephemeroptera, Baetidae. Gene Ontology annotation, biological process: regulation of alternative mRNA splicing, via spliceosome; mRNA processing. Gene Ontology annotation, molecular function: mRNA binding. Bases 346 to 2946 code for a protein of 866 amino acids.
CCGUGAACCCUGGAGGAGAAGCAGAAAGCUGAAAAUCAAGCAAGGGAAACAAAGCCCAACCGGUCUCUGCAACAAUUCAUCAAAAUUUCCGUUUACAGCCAAACCGAAACGCACCCUUAUCGUUCCAUAGGCAAGAAAGGCUCGUACAUGAUUCUGGAAUUUUAAAGUUUUCGUUUUGGAAGGUCCAGCAUUUGAAAAUUCCACUAGCUUGUUUGCGCUCUCGUCCUUUUCUGUUUGUGCAAUAGAAAAGCUCGAGUCAGCCAAAAUUUGCCGUAUUCACCUAUUUUGAUAAUUAUUCAAGGAUUUUUAUGCAUUUAAAGCGGCUGCCAUAGGAAAAGUCUGAGGAUGUCGUACCCUGGACGACCCCCGAUGGUGCCAGGGAUGCCAGUUCCACCUCCCGGAAUUACACAACUGCCCUACAUGGGCAUGGGUGGACCCCCUCCUAUGAUGAUGCCAACCCAUUUGAUUCCUCCACCAAUGCCUCAAAGUGCUCCACCAAACCCAGUGAUAAGGGCUCCGUUUCGGCCAAACAUGAGUAACCAAGCGCCUCGUCCUCUCAUGGCCAAGAGGGUACCAGAGCCUUCCUCCAUGCAAGCCGUUACAGUCUUUGUUGGCAAUAUAACCGAAAGAGCUCCAGAUGCAAUGAUUAGACACAUUCUCUCUGCAUGUGGGACUGUCAACAGUUGGAAAAGAGUUCAAGGAACCACUGGUCGCGCUCCUGCAUUUGGGUUUUGCGAGUACGCUUCUCCAGACAGUGGUUUAAGAGCUGUCCGACUUAUGCACGACUUUGAAAUAGGCGGCAAGAAAUUGGUUGUCAAAGUAGACACCAAGACCAAGGAAGUGCUGGACGAAUACAAAAAUGAGAAAAGAUUAAAACUGGGCCGAAACAACAGCGGCUCCUCUCCCUUGCAAGAUGAAGCACCAACGGCAGUUGACGAUGAAAGUAACGACUACAUGGACGAUGAAAUGAAAGCUGUCGAUGCAACUGCGUUGAGUCGCAUCUCAUCAAUAUUAAAUGAUUACAACAAGGAUAUAGAGAACUACACGCCACCAGUGAAACGCUCAGGAGGUAAAGAUAAAAAUUCUACAAAACCACAAGAAAACUUCCUUAAAUUAGCUCAGGGAUCAAUGGCGUCUGGUCCUGGUCUUGAUGGCGGACCUAACUUUGAUGACGGAGAAAUGGAGGAAGGCAAAAGGGACUUGAUCACCCGAGAGAUUGGAAAAUUCCGUGAAAUUAUGAAGAAGCAGGAGGAAGAAAAAGAAGCGGAACGAAGACGACGAGAGGCUCGAGAUAAAGAGAGGCGUGAUCGAGAUGUCGGACCCAAAUCUCCUCACUACAGAAGGGACAGAGCAUCACCCUCUUCGCCACCCCGCAGCUCAAGGUCACCACCACCACUCCCGACCCGUUCUCGUCGGAUCUCUGUUUCUCCUCCGCCUCCGCCAAGGUCAUCUCGACCUCAACCACCUUCAAGAAGUCCAUCUCCUGAAGGCUCUUUUUCAAACAAACUUAGAUCUAAAGGCAGAGGCGAACGAGAAUGGAGACGUUCUCGGUCUAGGUCUCGAGAAAGAGAACGGGAGCGAGACAGAGAGCCUGAUGUCAAACGAACAGAAAAAGACAUUCAGAAGGAGAGAGAAAUGGAGGAGGAGGCAAAGGACAAGAAAAAGGCAGAGCGAAAAGCAAGGGAGAAGGAGGCUGCUUACCAGGAGAGAUUAAGAAAUUGGGAGGGCAGGGAAAAACGGAAAGCAAAGGAGUAUAAUAAGGAGAAGGAUAAAGACAGAAAGCAGUCUGACGAAAUGGCCAAGGAAGGUCGGCGGCUUAAAGAGUUUCUAGAAGACUAUGAUGACGAAAGAGAUGACCCCAAGUUUUAUAAGGGACGAGAGCUCGGUCGACGACUUGCCCUUCGCGAACAAGAAAUUGAAGCAGAUGCAAGAGACAGAGCUAAGGAGAGAGAUGAGCUAGAGGAAAUUAAAGCACAAAUAUUCUCGGAUAAAGAAUGUACAAAUCCUCUGGCAGAAUUCGAGAAGAUAAAACAAGACCAUGAUGCACUCUAUCAACCUAAAAUCCUGGUUAAAGUGGAAAGUAAACAGGCAGCACCAGUGCGGCCAAAUUCCCCUAGCCUGGAAAACGAAGGAUCCCUUUCCUCAAUGCCAUCUAAGAACGUUUCUCCUUGGAGACCACCCCAAGAAGACAUUUCAACUUCAGCCAUGAUGUCUCCACCACAGCCCACCACAUUCCGACAGCAAAAUAUUGGAGAUCAGGAGGAUAGCCAGCUCUCGGCAGUUUCUCAGACAUCUAUGGGAAUGGAUGUUUCCUCUCCAAUGGGUGGUGGAGAUUCCUCUUCCAGAGGCUUUUCAAACUGGAACAAGUCUCCUUCUGGCAGAGAAAGUGGCACAAAAGCUUCCUCGCCAAGUCACAGUAAUGCUGCAGUACCCAGCAAAAAGCGAAAGUUGGAAAUCAAGGAAGUCUUCAACACUGAGGAUGAUGAUGACAGUAGUCUAGGCACUGGUGCUGGAAGGAAACGGAAACCUUUAGUUCCUCUAGACUACGGAGAAGAGAAGGUGCUGAAAAAGAAGGAUGCAGAAGCUGGCAACUCUAAAGCCACACAGGAAGAGAAGAGGAAACACAUCAAGUCAUUGAUCGACAAGAUUCCAACUGAUAAGGAAGCUUUGUUUGCUUUUUCAAUUGAUUGGGGUGCUGUAGAUUCUAACUUGAUGGAAAAGAGAAUCAGGCCCUGGAUCAACAAGAAAAUUAUAGAAUACAUUGGAGAACCAGAGCCCGCUCUUGUCGAUUUUAUUUGCUCCAAAGUUAUUUUGGGCAGUGACCCCAAAGGCAUCCUAGACGACGUCCAAAUGGUACUAGAUGAGGAGGCCGAGGUUUUUGUUGUGAAAAUGUGGAGACUACUGAUUUAUGAAAUAGAAUCCAAGAAACUUGGUCUCGUUAAGUGAUAAGUGAGCACACCAUUUUGUUCUAGUGGUAUCGAUCUUGCGGUAUUGAGUUGAAGGAUACUCGAUUUUGAUCCAUCUGCUUCAUUUUGAGCAUCAUUGUGUUAUGUGUUUAUGUAAUUAAAAUAAAAAUUUCAAAUUGUAAGAUA